This is a messenger RNA of Electrophorus electricus (electric eel), 5484 nucleotides long. It is a transcript of the gene prkcbp1l, whose product is annotated as protein kinase C binding protein 1, like. Gene Ontology annotation, biological process: regulation of DNA-templated transcription. Gene Ontology annotation, cellular component: cytoplasm; nucleus. The record is from RefSeq and is a predicted model, not a curated record. Lineage: Eukaryota; Metazoa; Chordata; Actinopteri; Gymnotiformes; Gymnotidae. Gene Ontology annotation, molecular function: protein binding; transcription corepressor activity.
CAUACGAAACAGAAACGGACGAGGAAGCCUAAUGUCAGCGAAACUGUGCCUGACACAUGCCUCGCAGGUUUCCGAAUCCGGUAUGCCUUGUCAUCCUGUGCAGGCAGAGACGUUUAGUUCAUUUAGUCUGCUUUGUUGUUGUUUUUUCUAAUCAAUGGGUAUUAAAUCCUCUUUUUUUCCCCUUUAUUUGGUUAGUUGGAGUUUGAUAAGAGAAGGAGAGACUCAGUAAGAAAGAGUCCGGCACACUUGCGUGUUUAACUUGCCUUCUUAUCUCCCCACAUCUCUCUGUGCGGUGAAUCUGGGGGAUCCACUGCGAAAGCACGCGUGACACCAGCGGCGUCUCUCAGACACGGCCGCGCUGCGCGCAACUCGAGGCAGGGCCGACUGUCUCACGCAGAACUGGUUUUCGCGGUGAAAGGUCUUUGACCUUUAGUGUUUGUCCUUUCGGCUGUGUCCCAGAACACACAAUGGACGACGACCUGCACUAUGUCUUCGGCCCCGGUAACAUACUGCUCUAUGGGCGGCCCGGCGUUGGUACGUUCUCUCUCUAGCGACUGCAUGCUGGGUGACGAGCCGGAAUGGCAGAGACGACUGUGCCCUCCCCGAUUAUGAAAAUGCAGAUAUUACUCCAUCAUUACUUUGUCUUUAUUCCAAUACACUUUAAUCCUUUGUGAUGGCCAGUUUUUCUGUAGGAGAGGUUAAUAGUACGUUUUCUUGCUGAACGGAUCCCAGCGCUUCUAAGAGGGUUUUUUUUUCUUUUCCUGUCAACGGUACAGACCCACAGUGAUUUUAAGCGAUAACAAGGCUUUCAGUAUGAUUGUCUCAAGCCUUUGUCUUGAGUCAAAGAAAAAUAAAACAUCAAAAGGCCAGAACCAUGCUAAGUUCUCUUUAUCUCCUUAAACUCUUCUUUUGUUCGACAGUGCUUACAGAGAGAACUCUAAAGAAAUAAAUAAACAGAAAAAUAUUUUAAAAAGUUAAAGCAUAUGAUUUUGGUUAAGGUUAAAAUGAACCAUUGUCUCUGGUUAUCUGAUAACGUCUUUAGAUUUUAUGUAGAAUCAGAGCAUUUCGCUGUGUUCUUGUGUCAGAGAGUGAAUUAUAAACACUGGAUAGUAUGGCAGCACCCAGGCACCCAAUCAGGUGGUUUUAUGUCAGUAUCUCAGCCAAUUGGAGACACGGAGCUCAGGCAGUGCAGCAGAAAGAGGCCUGUUCUGGAAAAUUACACAACCAUCUUUGAUUCACAAGCACAGGUCACCAAAUGGAAAAUACAUCAUCUUUGUACUUUAAGAGAAGUUUGGCUGAGGAGGAGAUUAAGACAGAGUCCGAUGUAGGUGAAGGGAUGGAGGUAUCAAUACCACCUAAGGUCCCUGAUCUAGGAUCAGCAGAGUCUGCGCUGGCUGCUCAAAAGCGGAAGGCCCCCAGCCCACCUCACUCCUCGAAUGGACACUCACCUUCUGACACGUCUCCCAGUGCCAUCAAGAAGAAAAAGAAACCCGGAUUAGUCACCAACAACAACAAAGACCAGUGUGAGCUAAGACAUGGUCCCUUUUACUAUGCCAAGCAGCCAGCACUCACCACAGACCCUGUUGAUGUUGUGCCGCAGGACGGGAGGAACGACUUCUACUGCUGGGUGUGCCACCGCGAGGGCCAGGUGCUCUGCUGUGAGCUCUGCCCGCGCGUCUACCACGCCAAGUGCCUCAAACUGGCCGCAGAGCCCGAGGGCGACUGGUUCUGUCCUGAGUGUGAGAAAAUAACUGUAGCAGAGUGCAUUGAGACGCAGAGCAAAGCCAUGACCAUGCUGAACCUGGAACAGCUGUCCUACCUGUUGAAGUUCGCGCUGCAGAAAAUAAAGCAGCCCGGGACGGAGCCCUUCCAGAAGCCUGUAUCUCUGGAGCAGCAUCCAGACUAUGCAGAGUACAUCUUCCAUCCCAUGGACCUUUGCACCUUAGAGAAGAAUAUCAAGAAGAAGAUGUACGGGUGCACAGAGGCCUUUUUGGCCGAUGUGAAAUGGAUCCUGCACAACUGUAUUAUCUACAACGGAGGGAAUCAUAAACUGACCGCAACAGCAAAAGUUAUUGUCAAGAUCUGUGAGCAUGAAAUGAAUGAAAUUGAAGUUUGUCCGGAGUGCUACCUGUCAGCUUGCCAAAAGAGGGACAACUGGUUCUGUGAACCCUGUUCCCAGCCCCAUCCACUGGUGUGGGCUAAACUGAAAGGUUUCCCUUUCUGGCCUGCUAAAGCCCUGCGGGAUAAAGAUGGCCAGGUGGACGCUCGCUUCUUUGGCCAGCAUGACAGAGCUUGGGUGCCGAUUAAUAACUGCUACCUGAUGUCAAAAGAGAUCCCCUUUUCCGUAAAGAAGACGAAAAGCAUCUUCAACAGCGCCAUGCAAGAGAUGGAAGUCUAUGUGGAAAACGUGCGCAAGAAAUAUGGAAUUUUCAACUAUGCCCCGUUCAGAACGCCCUACACGCCCAACAACCAGUUUCAGAUGCUCCUGGACCCAGGCAACCCCAGGAAGGGCACGGCUAUGCAGGACAAGCAGGAGAAAAUCAAGUUCAACUUCGACAUGACCGCGUCUCCCAAAAUGCUCCUCGGCAAGAGUAUGAUGCCUGCAGGGGCGGGACGUCGGAUCUCUUUGACGGACAUGCCCAGGUCUCCGAUGAGCACCAACUCCUCGGUGCACACGGGGUCGGACCUCGAGCAGGAGGCUUCGGAGCGAGGAACAAGAAUGCCUUCUAGUCACUACAGCGCGGGAGAAGAUUCGAUGGACUUCACAGCUUCCCCUGGAUCUCUGAAGACCUCAGGCAGCCCCAAGCCCUUCGUGCCAGUAGCUGUUAAACAGGAACGGAGUCAGGCCACUGGCAGCAUCCUCAACCUCAAUCUUGACCGUGUCAAAGCAGAGAUGGACCUGAAGGAACUGAGCGAGAGCGUACAGCAGCAGCAGUCGCAGCAGCAAGGGGCUUCCAUGCUGCUCACCUCACCCAAGAAACCCACCAGGAGCCUGGACAAGACCAUCGAGAGCUGCAAGGCCCAGCUAGGCAUUCAUGAGAUCUCAGAAGACGUGUACAGGGGCGUGGAGCACAGCGACUCGGACGACUCGGACAAGUCCGACUCCAGCGACAGUGAGGACGCCAGCGAAGAGGAGCAUGGCCCGAAGAACGGCAACCACGACAACGGCGUCCAUAAAGAAUCCAAAAAGAGGCCCAGGUCUCUGUCCUCUCAGCCGCAGGAUGGCAAGGGCCUGUCUCUGGUCGCGGCAGACAAGGCAGCCUCCGAACCACCGGCGAAAAAGAAGCAACCCACUGGCAUGCUGGAGAAGGAGUCCCAGGAGAAGGCCAGGACAAGCCCACAGCAGCAGCCCCAGAGAGAGAGGCUCUCUGCUGGGCAGGAGGUCAAGGCCGCCGGGGACCUGGAAGGAGACUCGGACUCUGACAGGGAGCUGGUGAUCGAUCUCGGUGAGGACCACGGAGGACGAGAGAGGAAGAAACCAAAGGCACCAUCGGCUCUGAGCUCUGCAGCCAAAGACCCGGUGGCCAUCAAACCUGAAGGAAAAGCUGCCAGCGCGUCUGUCUCUUCAUUCCCAGCUCUCUCCUCCUCGCCUUCCAAUCCCAGCGCGAAGGACUCGGCCCAGCCUGUCAUCAAGCCUCCAAACAGCACGCCCGUCCAGCCGUCCACCUCCACCAACGCAACCCCCGAUGCUGCCCCAUCAGGCGUGCCAGUGGCCCCUUCCACAACCACCCCUAACUCCGCCCCACCCUCCUCUGCUGUGAAGAAACAGCGCCCUCUGCUGCCCAAGGAGGCGGCGCAGCCUGGCCAGCCGACCGUGGUUUGGACCCAGGCCGGGAGCAAGUUCCAGACAUCGUCUCAGAAGUGGCAUCUGCAGAAGGUCCAGAGACAGCAGCAGCAGGGUGGACAGUCCGCCUCCCAGCCUCAAACCCAGCCCCAGAGCCCAGCGGCACCUGGCAACUCUAGCACCCGCUACCAGACCAGGCAAUCUGUGAAAGCCGUCCAGCAGAAAGACCCCUCAUCUGGUUCCUCCAACUCCGCCCUGGCUGGAGACUUCCUCGCCCCACCUGCCUCUGCGGACGUAGCCGCUGAUAUAGCCAAGUACACCUCAAAAAUGAUGGAUGCAAUUAAAGGAACAAUGACCGAGAUCUACAACGACCUUUCGAAAAGCACAACAGGAAACACUAUUGCUGAGAUCCGAAGGUUACGGAUCGAGAUUGAGAAGCUACAGUGGCUACAUCAGCAAGAGCUUUCGGAAAUGAAACAUAAUUUGGAGCUGACCAUGGCGGAGAUGAGGCAGAGUCUGGAACAGGAACGAGAGCGGCUGGUGUCAGAGGUGAGAAAGCAGAUGGAGGGAGAGAAGCAGCAGGCUGUGGAUGAGACCAAGAAGAAGCAGUGGUGCGCCAACUGCAAGAAGGAAGCCAUUUUCUACUGCUGCUGGAACACCAGCUACUGCGACUACCCCUGCCAGCAGGCCCACUGGCCCGAACACAUGAAGUCCUGCACACAGUCAGCCACGGCUUCUCACCAAGAACCAGAGGAGGACGCGUCUACAGCUCCAGCUGCCAAGCACACGGGCCAGUCGCCGAAACCUCAGCUUUCCCCCCCAGGCAGCGUGCCCACGCACAAAACCCCCUCCCCGACAGCGGACAACACCAGGGCCAGCGCCGCCGUCUCAGUCUCCUAACCAGAGCACUACACGCGUUAUUAUUACAUCUCUUCUGCGGAGUUCCUCAAAAGGUUACGGGCUUGAUAGCCGGGGUGGAACCAAGGGUCAUUCUGGAUCGGGGUCUUGUUUCUUUUCUCACCCUCUUUUCAAAGUUCUGGUUACAAAGACAUUUGAAAUCUACACUCCUUUCAAGCCUAGUUCACUACAGUUGAGGCAGUUGAGGACAUAAGAUGGUGCUUGAUGUUGUUUGUGGUUUUUUUUGUGUACAUUAUUGACUGUCAUUUAAUGUUUGUUUUUUUUUUAAUCUACACAUGAUUUUGUACAAAGGCCGAAACAAACUUUCAUAUGAAAUAUGCAAAGAUAAUACUGUUUUUGUACACACAGGUGAGUUUUGUAUAGUGCAAAAGUAAAUGAAUUUGUCUGCUCAGUCAUUUUUUUCUUUAAUGUGAUCCCUGCACUUAUAGGUACCUCUGGAAAUUUGGAGAUUACUUUAUACUAUGAGGUUUUGGCAUUUGUGAACAUGUUGUGGGUUUACUCAUUCACAGCCUGUUAUGAAAUUCUUGUUAGUUCAUGUUUUUUGUCACUACAUCUCCCAGGAAGACUCUUUAAAACUCUACAUAGCCUUCUUAGUGAUACAAAUGAUCAAGAAUGUUUGUGUGACUUAAAGCUGAGGAAUAACUGAGCUAUUAAGGACAUAUUUCAUUUCAACUUUUAUGUUUUUAUGUCUUGCCACUCCUUGUUUACAUAUUGUAAAUAACAAAAAAGAACGCCGCUAUCUGUAAGAAAAAUUAAAUCAACUUUCCUCUGAAUUUUUUAAA